Messenger RNA from Entrophospora sp. SA101, 1077 nucleotides. NCBI's taxonomy places the organism in Eukaryota, Fungi, Glomeromycota, Glomeromycetes, Entrophosporales, Entrophosporaceae. The record is from the annotation of a GenBank genome assembly.
AUGAAGUCAUUUUGGCAAUCUUAUAAAGCAUUACCACCUAGAACAAGAAUAUUACUUGGUUUAGACAAUGUGCGUGAAUCAGAAGUGGAGGAUGAAGAAAGUGUAGAAGAUAAAGUUGGAGUGAUACGACCUUAUGUAUCUGGUUGGGAGAAUGAUGAAUCUUUACCAAAUGGAUUGAAAUAUGAAGGCGUGGAUGGAUGUGAUGAAAAUGGGAAUCCUAUUUAUCGUCAAUAUGUUGGUGGAAGUGCUGGUCAAAGCUCAUUGAUCCAAUCGUUGGAUAUCGUACUUAACAUUGAACAUUAUCCAACCGGUAUUAAGCCAAUUACAAUCAAUAACUACAAUACUCACCAUUCUCAUAAUUCAUCUAAUGGGAACCUCAAUAACAAUAAUAAUGCGAGUAAAAACAAGCGGGAUCUACAUCAACAACAACCUUAUGUUUACAAGAUUCGUCAAAAUAUUCCUGGAAAUCAUCGAAGGUUUCUUGAAGAUUUGACAAAGGUUGCAAUCGUACGUGAUUAUAUUAUGUUAUGCAUUGGAUGCAAUGAUUCAGAAAUAAAUAAUAAACUGGAAAGUAAUAGAAUUUUUGAAAACAAUGAGUUGGUUGAAGCUUAUAAUGACUGUUUAGAUAAAAUGAAAACCUUCAGAUCAAAGCAUUUACAAAUCGUUAGUGUUUACAUUUUAGCCCAAGCAUAUAUCAUCGAUGACUCUGUUACUAAUGGUGCUUCUACCAUUAAAGGCAAUACUAUCAAUAGCUCUGCCACUAACAUUUCUGCCGCUAAUUCUGCUAAUGAUACUAUUGCUAAAAUUGCUACUAAUGAUACCACAACCACUAACACCACUAAUUGGCACGUUAGUAAUGAUCCAGUUUCAAAUGCCACUACUACCGCUAAUAUUAAAACUAAUGAUGUUAACAAAAAAAUUGUAAAUAAUAAAGUAACAACCACAUUAGCCAAAACUUCUAAUGAUUUAAAUAUAGUCAGAGGUACUGGUGGGACUGAUCUAAUCCCUUUUUUGAGACAGAUGAGAAAUGAAACUAAUUCUAAAGAAAUUAGAAUUUUAAAGGAUCAUCUGAUUUAA